This is a messenger RNA of Paecilomyces variotii, 2642 nucleotides long. RefSeq names its product pH-response regulator protein palF/RIM8. Bases 172 to 2436 code for a protein of 754 amino acids. Gene Ontology annotation, cellular component: cytoplasm; cytosol; plasma membrane. NCBI's taxonomy places the organism in Eukaryota, Fungi, Ascomycota, Eurotiomycetes, Eurotiales, Thermoascaceae. Gene Ontology annotation, molecular function: protein-macromolecule adaptor activity; ubiquitin protein ligase binding. The record is from RefSeq and is a predicted model, not a curated record. Gene Ontology annotation, biological process: ubiquitin-dependent endocytosis. The transcript is spliced from 2 exons.
UUUAUGCUGCUGUUGGUCCCCAUUGACUUUGCUGUUGCGUGGAGAUACCCGGGGAUCGUCAAGCACGCGCUGGUCGCGGGCGUUGUAUCCUACCAAACGUCCGCUCGAUCCCAAUCUCACGACGCUGGCCUGCUGUAUUUUAUGGAGUUGCAGGUGGCAUAAUAGUUUGUCAUGUCUGUCGAUCCCUUACCUCGCCAGUCUCAAGCCUCCCCGCUCUCGCGAAACCGUUCGAUUCUGUCCAGGUUCACGACGCACUUCGGUCAGCGGAACCGCAACAUCUCAGAUUUCUACGUACAACCGGACGACCCCUGGAAGACAUACUUCCCUGGAGACACGAUAAAGGGGACGGUGGUGCUCACGGUCAUCAAGCCCGUGAGAAUCACUCACCUGGUGAUAUGUCUACACGGGUAUGUUAAGGUGUUCAAGAACACGAUUGCUCCCGGUGAAAAGAUUCCAGACUCUGGAUUUCUCGGUACCGGAAGAGGACGUAGAGGUUCGGAGUACUUGGGGAACGGGUUCGCGACGCUUUUUGAGGACGAAGUGGUCCUUUGCGGGGAUGGCCGUCUCAAGGAGGGGAUAUACAAAUUUCAGUUCGAAAUGGAAUUCCCUCCUCACGCUCUCCCCAGUAGCAUUAACUUCGAACGCGGCACUAUUACCUACAUGCUCACGGCUACCUUGACGCGACCAAGUACGAUUUCUCCUGUUAUGUCGUGCCACAAGAGAGUGAAUAUGCUCGAGAAUAUUGACAUCGCGCCUUUUCCUGCACCAAAGCCCCGGUUAGUCAGUCUAGAGCCGGUCUCCAGGCGGUCAAGAACCAAGUCCAAAGGCCGGAGUCAGUCACUGUCAACAGAUCAGGCUCGGGAACAGCGGUCACCAGAUCAGUCAUCUAGUCUGGCUGUGGCUCACGACCACAGGCCUCCUGUAAGCCCUGCCCCGAGCGAUGUCAGCUCAUCGAGUCGCCUCAGCCAUAGCAGUCAGAGUUUCCAAGUCGUCAGUGAUCCUAGUUCGGUAAAUGGCACCGGGAAGCGCAGCAGCGAUAUCCGCAGUGUCGCAACGUCAGCAUCGGACAAGACGAUUACGGCAACGGCAGAAGUACUACGCGCUGGAGCACUCCCAGGUGAUACGCUACCCAUCAAAAUCACUAUCAACCACAGUAAGCAGAUACGAAGCCCACAUGGCAUUAUUAUCACCCUCUACCGGCAGGGCCGCAUUGACAUGCACCCUGCCAUCCCCGUCGGCCAGCCUGAGGAAGGCAAGAAACCGAUCUACGAGGAUGUCUAUCCCAAGUCCCGCACUGGCCUGGGUGGGUUGAGUUUUGGUACUACACGCUCAAGCAGCGUCUUCCGCAAGGACCUGUCUCAGGCAUUCGCACCACUAAUUGUGGAUCCUGCUACGAUGACUGCACAGAUGAAGAUGUCAAUCAGAGUCCCGGAAGAUACGUUUCCUACCAUAACUCGAGUCCCAGGAGCCAUGAUCAGCUUUCGAUAUUACAUCGAAGUCGUCAUGGAUCUACGCGGGAAGUUGGCAGCUUCAGAUCGCUUCCUCCCGCGGCUCAAUAUGGUCUCCGGAGGAAAAAGCUUCUCUUCAAGCGGACAUGUUGUUAAUGUUCCUGAUAACAAUUCAAACAGCGUUACAGCCAAUUGGGCAGGAAACAUCAUGGACACAGAUCAGAUUCGACGCGAAAAGGGAGUCGUGGCACUCGUUUUUGAGGUUGUGGUCGGAACGCGAGACUCGGGUAGACAUCAGCGUCACCUAGCCGACGAGGAGUUGAACGCAAUGCCCACGAGUGACGAAGACCGACAAGAAUACGAUAAUGACGCCACCCCCGAGGAAGAGUAUGCGCAGCAAAAUUACUACUCGAAUGGCGAUUAUCAGUCACACCAGGAAGAUUACUGGGCCGACUAUCCGACCGACAAUGUCGAGCAGCCUUUCCAGUCCCCGGACCAUAUGGUUAUCCCACCGCCAACACAACCAGAAGAGCCUGUCGAUGAGAAGACUAGACUUCGACGAAUGGAGGAAAUGCUUCUACCAAGCCAACCUCCGGGCGACGCUGCAGCUGGUCCCUCCACGGUGCCCGCACAAGCUCCAACUGCUCCUGACCUUCCUGAUGAAGAUGAGCUAUACGACUACAACCCUCAUCUGCCCGGACAGGCAGUACCCCCUCCACCCACUUUGUCCGUUGAUACCGUCGUUCCCGGUCCAGAUUUGGCAGCCCUCAGCGGAUCAGGUGCCUCUCAUCCUCCGACUGAGGAUAAGCGCGAACUUGAACGGCAACGACUAAUGGCCCAGGCAAGUGCACCAGAAGCAACGGCCGAGGAUAGUCGGCCCGGUCCUUCUACUGAGGCUGCUCCCAGCGCUCCUGAUCUCGACGAGGAGGACAAUAUCUUGAAUGCGGAUGUCGGUACUGAUGAGUCUCUACCACAAUAUCGUCGGUGAAUGGGAGAAGUUUGCAUGCAUUUUCCUGUGUUGUGGCGUUCCAUUGUCGCAUUUAAAUAUAUUGCAUUGGGUUGUUUUUGACUAUACAUGCGGAGAUACCAUAUUUUUUGUUUCGUUAGGUCGGGAGUCACCGCUCCCGCACCGGAUUGGGUCUGGUCCUGGGCGUUGACAGCAGAAAAAGCAGGAAGAUUAAUGUUCUCUAGGAG